Molecule: messenger RNA, 1603 nt
Organism: Jatropha curcas
Lineage: Eukaryota; Viridiplantae; Streptophyta; Magnoliopsida; Malpighiales; Euphorbiaceae
Source: RefSeq, a predicted model, not a curated record
CUCCGCUUCCACAGUCUCUCUUACUUUUCGUCCCCCUUGCUGGAUAUUUUGAGAGCGCCAGCGAGCGAGCAAGCGAAAAAUAGAAAAUAACAGUGAAAGGGGGAAAAAGAAUAGCAAAGAGGAAUGCGGAUGACAGGAGCAAUAAGCGAGGUUUUGGUAACUCUUCCAUCGUCGGGAAGUCUCAUGUCUCCCGAAUUUAGGCAACAAUUGCAUUCCUUCUCCUAUCUCUCUUCUGCACCUUCCAGAAGGUAUCCUUCAUUUGGCAUGCCCAAGCUGGGAAAUGGAAUGACCAAGUUCCGAGAAAGAGGCUUCAUUGUCAGAGCCUCAGGGGAUCCAAGCAAUUAUUCAGUUCCAAUCUCCCCUCUUCAGUUUGAAUCCCCAGUUGGCCAGCUUUUGGCACAAAUUUUGCAAACCCAUCCACAUUUACUCCCUGCAGCCGUUGAUCAGCAGCUUGAGAACCUCCAAACUGAUAGAGAUACCAAGAGAGAUGAAACUCCUCCAUCUCAAGACCUCCUUUACAAAAGAAUAGCGGAAGUGAGGGAGAAGGAAAGGCGGAAUGCAUUGGAGGAGAUCAUUUACUCUUUGAUAGUGCAAAAAUUUUUAGAUAACGGCAUUUCAAUGAUCCCAAAAAUAUCAGCAAGCUCAGAUCCUACUGGAAGAGUGGAUUUUUGGCCAAACCAGGAACAAAAAUUAGAAUCUGUUCAUUCUCCAGAAGCCUUUGAAAUGAUUCAGAGCCACUUAACUCUUGUGCUGGGAGAUAGAUUAGUAGGCCCUAUUGAUACUAUUGUUCAAAUUAGCAAAAUAAAACUCGGAAAGUUGUAUGCUGCAUCUAUAAUGUAUGGGUAUUUCCUCAGAAGAGUUGAUCAACGGUUUCAGCUAGAGAGAACCAUGAAUACCCUUCCCAAGGGUUUUGAUGAAAGCCGGAGAAUAUAUGAUGAUGAUCCAAGUCCGGUUAACUGGUUUUGGGAUUCAGAUUCUUUGAUAAGGAUUCAACCUGAUGAUGGAGAUUAUAGUGAUGAGGGGUUCAUAGAUACAAGUAGAGAAAAGUCAAAUAGACUGAGAUCCUAUGUGAUGUAUCUGGAUGCAGAGACACUUCAAAGAUAUGCCACCAUAAGAUCCAAGGAAGUCAUGUCUUUGAUUGAAAAGCAAACUCAAGCACUAUUUGGCAGGCCUGACAUAAGGGUUAUGGAGGAUGGUUCGAUUGAUACAGCUAAUGACGAAGUGAUUUCAAUGACUUUCUCUGGAUUGACUAUGUUAGUUCUGGAAGCGGUAGCGUUUGGAUCAUUCCUAUGGGAUGCAGAAAGCUAUGUUGAAUCAAAAUACCAUUUUCUUAACAGCUGAAGACGUUUUAUUUGGUUUUGCAUUCUUGUUGCUUUGUAAAUUAGUGAUGCUGGGUCUUUUUGUAUUUUUUUUCUGUUUGGCAGGUAAAUUGCAAUAUAUAUAUAUAUAUAUAUAUAUAUAUAUAAUUGAGAUGGAUGAUGGGGGCAUGAUGUAUUAGUAGGUCCUCAAUGCUAUUAAUUUGUUUAUACUUACAAAGCAAGUAUAGAAAUCUUUCUUCAAGCAGCAAAAUAUCUCUGAAAGUUGGGAUGAAUUCUUUAUCGAA